This is a messenger RNA of Polistes canadensis, 1924 nucleotides long. RefSeq names its product serine/threonine-protein phosphatase 4 catalytic subunit (gene Pp4-19C). Gene Ontology annotation, cellular component: nucleus; cytoplasm. The transcript has 6 exons. The coding region runs from base 171 to 1094 and encodes 307 amino acids. The record is from RefSeq and is a predicted model, not a curated record. NCBI's taxonomy places the organism in Eukaryota, Metazoa, Arthropoda, Insecta, Hymenoptera, Vespidae. Gene Ontology annotation, biological process: peptidyl-serine dephosphorylation; double-strand break repair via homologous recombination. Gene Ontology annotation, molecular function: protein serine/threonine phosphatase activity.
CUUAUAUGAGUCGAGUAGUCAUUGGUAUAAGUAUAUAGCCUAGAAGAAAUCUUUCUAACGAUUGGAUUGUAAAUUUAUUUACUCAAUGUAUUAACAACUUUAAACGGACACAUUUUACACGGAAUUUGAUAGAGAUAUAUUUGUAGCCACUUUCAUCUGGUAUCAUUAAAAUGGCCGAUUCCAGUGAUUUGGAUCGGCAAAUUGAACAACUGAAGAAAUGUGAAAUUAUAAAAGAAGCAGAAGUAAAAGCUUUAUGCGCAAAGGCUCGUGAAAUUCUUAUAGAAGAAAGCAAUGUACAACGAGUUGAUUCUCCGGUGACAGUAUGUGGAGAUAUUCAUGGUCAAUUUUAUGAUUUGAAAGAAUUAUUUAAAGUAGGUGGUGAUGUUCCAGAAACGAAUUAUCUUUUUAUGGGAGAUUUUGUUGACAGAGGAUUUUACAGCGUCGAAACAUUCCUUCUUCUCCUUGCAUUAAAAGUACGUUAUCCUGAUAGGAUUACAUUAAUUAGAGGGAACCACGAAUCAAGACAGAUUACUCAAGUAUAUGGAUUUUACGACGAAUGUUUACGUAAAUAUGGUAGUAUUACGGUAUGGCGAUACUGUACUGAAAUUUUUGAUUAUUUAUCAUUGUCAGCUAUUAUAGAUGGGAAAAUUUUUUGUGUUCAUGGUGGUUUGUCUCCUAGUAUUCAAACUCUUGAUCAGAUUCGCACUAUAGAUAGAAAACAAGAAGUACCUCACGAUGGCCCUAUGUGCGAUUUAUUAUGGUCUGAUCCAGAAGAUACUCAAGGUUGGGGAGUCUCACCACGUGGAGCAGGAUAUUUAUUUGGUAGUGAUGUUGUAGCUCAGUUUAAUUCUGCUAAUGAUAUUGAUAUGAUAUGUAGAGCACAUCAGUUGGUAAUGGAAGGAUAUAAAUGGCAUUUCAAUGAAACUGUUCUCACUGUAUGGUCUGCACCAAAUUAUUGUUAUAGAUGUGGUAAUGUGGCGGCUAUAUUGGAAUUAAACGAACACUUACAAAGGGAUUUUACAAUUUUUGAAGCAGCGCCACAAGAAAGUCGAGGAAUACCUAGUAAAAAACCACAAGCAGAUUACUUUUUGUGAUCGAAUAUUAUGAAAUCCCAACUUGCAUGUUAUCAUUCUGAAAUCAAUGACAUAGAAUCUUUAAGAUUUUCAUGGAUAGUUUUUGUGUGUGUUCAGGUUAUGACACCACAGAUAUUUUCAAUUUAUACGAAAUUGUCUGAUUUACUUUUAGUAAAUUUUUAUGGCUAUAUAUAAAAAAAAUAAAAAUCAAUCAAUUAUAUUUAUUAUUGAAUAUUGGAAAAAAUUAUAUGCCAAUAAGAUUACUUAGAUAUGACAACAUAUGUUUAAUAUGAAAGAAUAUUAAUAAUCACAAUAAAAUAAUUGUGCUCUACUUUGUUAAGAUUGUGUUCACAAAGUAUUUAAUAACUUUGUUUUGAAUAUUGGAGGAAAAAUACGUUGAAGUGACUUCAUUUUUUUUCGGAGGAAAGACGAGACAUUAAAAAUACUACAAAAAUAUUAUUUCUAUAUUGGUAUAAAGAUUGUAUUUCUUAACCCUUUGCGGACGGGACGAUUCAACGUUAAGCGUUCCGCUGGGCAGAGCCACUUUCACGAUAGUCAUUUGAAAUUGCCAGCUCAAAUUUCUGCCUUCACGUUAUAUUGACGUGCUUACGUAAAACACAUACAUUAGAUUUUCGGCUCUGUCAGUUGUUUUCGCUAAACGCACAUAUGAGUUCUUCGAUCAAAUUGAUGGUUUACGCAGAACACAUAUAUGCGGAGGUAGUCCGCAAAAGGUUAAUUAGUUUUUUUAUAUCUUUCCAAUAAAUAUAAAAAUGCACUCUUUUAUGUAUAUCAUUUGUUGAUACGUAAUUAUUUUUGAAUGUAAAUGAAAAGAAAGUAAAAUACAAGUUAAA